AAAAGAUUGCAAACGUAACGAGCAUCAUUCUUUACAGCAUUGUUCUGCAUAUAGUACCCACUUGCCUAAUCAUACGCAACUCUAAGAAGCUCGAAAAAUGUGUUCUAUCAAGGUUAUCUUAAGCUUCGCUGUGAUUACAAUGGCGUCUGCUGGCCAUUUGGGUGGGUAUACUGGCUAUAAUGGUUACAGUGGGUUUGGAUCAGGCAGCGGAGCAGGAUUUGGUUACAGCGGCGGGGCACAUAUACCAAUUCUUCGAUAUGAUAACGUCAACAAUGGCGACGGAACCUACAGAUACAGCUACGAAACCGGCAAUGGCAUAUCAGCGCAUGAGAGCGGAGCUCCCCGAGCCCCAGGACCUGAAGGUCCAGCUGUGACGGCCGAGGGUGGAUUCUCCUACCGCGCUCCUGACGGUCAACAGGUCUCACUGACAUACACGGCUGACGAGAACGGAUUCCAUCCCACUGGCUCCCAUAUCCCCACACCACCCCCAAUCCCUGAAGCCAUACUCCGAUCACUCCAGUACAACAGGCAAAACCCGUCUUAUGACGGCUCCUACAACAGCGGGGCUUACAAUGGUUAUCACUAUUGAGUAUCACGACACGCGACAACUGUACUCCCACAUCAAUGAUAACGGACUGUGAUAUCUACUGAUACGACAUAUUUAUUGUAUAGGCUUUUAAUGUAAAUAAAUGCAUGUCUAUUUAUAGCUAUUGGCGCGAAAA
Messenger RNA from Galleria mellonella (greater wax moth), 722 nucleotides. It is a transcript of the gene CPR8, whose product is annotated as pupal cuticle protein 20-like. The coding region runs from base 98 to 589 and encodes 163 amino acids. The transcript has 4 exons. The record is from RefSeq and is a predicted model, not a curated record. Lineage: Eukaryota; Metazoa; Arthropoda; Insecta; Lepidoptera; Pyralidae. Gene Ontology annotation, cellular component: chitin-based extracellular matrix. Gene Ontology annotation, molecular function: structural constituent of chitin-based larval cuticle.